GUGGUUGGGAACCUUGGGUCAGUUGUGUGUGGACCAGCGACUAGCUAAGACAUAUAUAUACACACACACACACACACGUACAUACACACACAUACACACAUACGUACACACACACACAGACUCUGGUUUCAAGUGUAUAUGUGUACGUGUGUGUAACUUUAUACGUACAUACACAGACGGAGGUAGUGGUGUGUGUGUGUGGUGAUUGUGGUGGUGGUGGUGGUGGUGAUGGUGACGGAGUGGCGGUGUUUGUGAUGGUAAUGACGUCCCACAGAACGAUGGUGAUGGUGGUGGUGGUGGUGGUGAUGACAUGGUGUUCCUCCCUCGUUGCCGCCACCACGUCGACAAACAGUACCCAGAGAAGCAUCGAUGACGAAAGAGGGGGAAGAGAGGGAGAUACUGGAGGAGGAGGAGGAGGAGGAGGAGGUGAUGACAUGGGCGAAGAAGAGGAAAUAAUAACAGACGAGAACAGCACAUGCAUGGAAGGUGAGAUCGGGUGCGUUUGUUACUACGAAGAAUACUACGAAGACGAGGAGGAAGAAACAGACGAAGAAGGAAGAAGAAGAACAGAAGAAGAAGAACCGAACAGAUACACACUCCGUAACUCCCUCAACGAACUGGAAACGGCCGAAAAAACAGAAAAAGAACGCGGAAAAGAUGGACUGCAAUGGACGCUGGAGAGAGGAGUCCAAGGAAACAGCAAUAAAGAAUGGCAGGAAAACAGAGAACCGGGAGACGGAAGAGGAAAACGGAUAGGCAGAAAAGGAGUAGAGGAACAAGAGGAGGAAGCAAGAGGACUCCCAACCCAAGAGGACAAACAAGAGGACGCCAAGAGCAGACAGAAACGUUUCCUCUUCCUCACCCCGGACAGAGGACUUGCGCUCCCUCCCGGCUCGUCCCUAAUUAUCACCCCAACGUUUUCCCUCCCGCUGCGUCGCUACCCUCCCGACGUAUUCAGUUCGGCCUUCCGUAACGCGACCUCCGCAAGCAUGACCGUCAGCAUUCCCUUCACCAUCGGCUUUGAUGACCUGGGUUUGACGUCGGACCUCAACCGUUUUGGCAUCCUGAGUUUAUUCAAGAAGCGGCGGAGGAAGAGGAGGAAGAGGCGGGCGGCGAGGCGAGGAGGGCUGCGAUAUGAUGAUGAAGAGGAGGAGGAGGAGGGGAACGCAAUAACGCCAGGAGGGGACAGGCCGGCGAUGUACGGAGCGGUGGAGGGCAUCCUGGGCCGAGUAGGGGUGCCGGGCAAACCUUGUCUCCUGCGGGCUGUCUGUGAGAUGUUCCAGGCGCCUCUCCUCAACCACGGCCUGCUCGGGGAAUUCCUCGACCUGUUCCUGAGCCCCAGCCGGUCGCCUCCCCAUGAGAAGUCCCGCCUGGAGACCUACCUGGAGGCCGAGAGGGCAGGCCGCACCACGGGGGACUGCACGGCCUACCACGCGGCGUGCCCCAAGCCUCUCUUUACCGACCCCGGACCUAUACUAGAAGGGGAAUUCGAGGAGGACGAGGAGGACGCGGCGCAGCGGCAAGACACGUGUGAGCUCCCAGGAACACGAUACAAAUAGGGCGCCUCCUCUUAACACACUUCCACACACUCCGCACCAGUGACAGAGAGGAAGGCAAACAGAGGCUCAUACAAGGAAACAGAGGGAAAGAGAAAACAGAACUUGCAGUCAUGUGAGUAAAGCAAAAUAGCAAGGAACCAGCGAAGGAAAAGGAAGAAAAAGAAGAAUGAGGAGGAGGAAACACAAACGACAGGACGAGAGGAAGGCAAACAGAGGCUCAUACAAGGAAACAGGGGGAAACCGGAGAAUGGGAAAGAGAAAACAGAACUUGAAGUCAUGUGAGGAAAGCAAAAUAGCAAGGAACCAGCGAAGGAAAAGGAAGAAAAAGAAGAAUGAGGAGGAGAAAACACAAAUGACAGGACGAGAGGAAGGCAAACAGAGGCUCAUACAAGGAAACAGAGGGAAACCGGAGAAUGGGAAAGAGAAAACAACUUGCAGUCAUGUGAGAAAAGCAAAAUAGCAAGGAACCAGCGAAGGAAAAGGAAGAAAAAGAAGAAUGAGGAAGAGAAAACACAAAUGACAAGACGAGAGGAAGGCAAACAGAGGCUAAUACAAGGAAACAGAGGGAAACCGGAGAAUGGGAGAGAAAACAGAACUUGCAGUCAUGUGAGGAACCAGCGAAGGGAAAGGAAGAAAAAGAAGAAUGAGGAAGAGAAAACACAGACGACAGGACGAGAGGAAGGCAAACAGGAGCUAUGCUAUUACAAGGGAACACAGAGAAACAGGUGAGUGGGGAAGAGGAAAGAGAACGAUAGUCAGAGAAAAGGAGUACAAAGAAAACAAAAAAUGAGGGAAACAGGAGAACUUGGAUAGGAAGUGAGGGAAAGAAAAGAUAAGCUACGAGGGAAAGAGAAGCAAAUGGAAAUGGCCGAUCACUGCCCGACAUAUCGCAAUAGGUGCAAGACUACUACACGUUACCUGGCGGAUCACUGCGACUCCUGUACGCUGCCGGAAACACUGCUGCCCGAUCUUUGACAAGUUCGCCGACCACGCAGAUGGUUCCCCGAAUAAUGUGCUCCUUCCCGACUCAUCGUCCAACAGUCGUGGUGCGCGGAUUUCCCCGACGACGGCUGGAAGAUGUGCCACGAAUAUGCUCCCGAAUGCUUCCGGAAUGGCAGUCGGGCAGCUAUCGCGUUCAAAUUCGUGUAUGUGUGAAGGCCGCUUUAGAUCGAAAAAGAGAGCAAAGUGAAGGUAGAAAGGAUUAUAAAAGAAUCCGAAGAGUAAGUAAGAGAAUUUAGACGGGAUUAGAAAGCCACAGCGAUGGAAACAAAGAUAGAAUAAGAAAGGAAUAGAAAAAAAACGAGAAAUGCAAGAAAUAAAAGACAGCCUAACGCAAACAACAACCAACAAUAGAACAACAAAACAACAGAACUUGAUAUAUAAAAAACAACACAUUACAUUUAAAUCAACUCAUUCACUUCUGUUCAACACUUUUUCCAUAUUUUGAUGCGAGGUAGAGGCAUUAUUACAAGCAUUAUGGGGCUCUCUUUCUCUUUUUCCUAUGUUAUUUAUUAUUAUUUAUUCCUAUUUAUUGACACUAUAUAGUAAUAAGAUGAUGAAGGAGGAGGAGG
Molecule: messenger RNA, 3130 nt
Organism: Eriocheir sinensis (Chinese mitten crab)
Lineage: Eukaryota; Metazoa; Arthropoda; Malacostraca; Decapoda; Varunidae
Exons: 6
Coding region: 255-1559 (434 amino acids)
Source: RefSeq, a predicted model, not a curated record